UGCUUUGGCCAUGAGUCCACUUAUUGAUUCUAUAGCCCCUGGGAUGUACUGUACAUGUUGUGGUUCUGUACAUGUACAGUGUGUGUCACUACAUGUACAUGUACAUGUACUUGCAGAGUAACCACUGGCGUCAACUACAUGUAGUAUUUCUACUCACAAUUUUUGUGUGCUCGGUUUCCUGAGAAGAGUACUAUAGUUUUAGUGGUAAAAUGGCAGCGUUACCGCUAUUGUCAGCCUAUGGUCCAUACAUGUUGUAUGUGCUGGGCUUAACUCUGUGCGUUAUCCUCGGUUCCUGUGUCGUGCUGGUGUUAGCAUGGGCGCUGCACACCUACAACGUUUAUCAGAAGUAUCGUCAUCUGCCGGGUCCAAAGGUGGCACAGUAAGCAUGAAUUUCAUUUUUUGCUUCUUCAGUGGACAUGCCAUGGCAGUAAGAGAUGCUCUUAGCCCGGGCAAGCUCAUAUUUGGUGAUCUCAUCUGUCAGUGGCGUCAAGAACAUGGACCAGUAUUUGUGCUGUUUUUCUUUGCUCGUUCAAUGAUCAUUGUGAGUUCCCCAGACGGCGUAAAAGAGCUGAUAGUACAAGCCAAGCAUCCUAAGGACAGCGGAACCUACACAAGGAUUCAGAGGCUCCUCGGUGAGCGUUACAUGGGGACCGGUCUAGUCAGUGAGAGAGAUCACAGCACUUGGGCUAUCAGACGAGCUAUCGUGGAUCCUGCAUUCCACCGAAAGUACCUGAAGCAGUCCAUGACACAGUUCAACAGCAGCUCGGAUUUGAUGAUCCAACGACUGCAGAGCAAGGCAGACGGCGCUACACAGGUCACAUUACUGGAUGAACUCAAUAAAGUCACGCUGGAUGUCAUUGCUAAGGUGUCCUUCAGUUGUGAGCUGGACAUCAUGGUGGAUGGACUGUCUCCGUUCACGGACGCUGUGCGUGUAACUCUUGAUGCAUUGGGGAACUUAAGUAGAGCACCAUGGUUUGAGUACAGCCCUGUGAAAGCUGACAGAGAUAAGCGCAAGCAGAUCCGGGAUAGCUGCAAGCUGCUACGCCAAUUUGGCGAGAAAUGCAUCCGUGAGCGUCUGGCGGCCGUCCAGCGAGGCGACGAGGUACCAGCUGAUUCCCUGACCUACAUCAUCAACGCGACGGGACAGCUCACGCAUGAUUGCUACAGCGUGGAGAACAUGGUGGACGACUUUGUUACCUUCUUUGUCGCAGGCCAAGAAACCACAGCCAACCUUUUGACCAGCUGUAUGCUGGAGCUUUUCCACAACCAGCCAGAAGUGUUGUACAGAUUGAAGAACGAAGUGGAGAGUGUGAUAGGGGACAAGAGUGACGUUGCAUUUGAAGACCUACCCAAGCUGGAAUACAUGGCUGCGGUUUUGAAGGAGAGUUUGCGCCUUUUCCCACCAGCUGGGGGUACUGUCCGUCAGACAGCCGAAGAAUGCUACAUAAAUGGCCAACGGAUCCCUGCUGGUGCCACUACAUUGGUGUCCAUUUACGUCAUCGGACGCAUGGAGGAACACUACAAAGAUGCCACAGUGUUUGACCCGGACCGCUUCAUGCAGCAAGAUGAACAUGUUCUCUUUACAUUUCUUCCCUUCUCCCUGGGCCCAAGGAUGUGCAUCGGCAAGAAUUUUGCACUGAUUGAGGCCAAAGUUCUGCUGUGUAAACUCCUGACCAACUUUGACUUCAGCCUGGUUCCGGACCAGUCAUUUGACAUGGCCACCAUUGGAACAUUGCGUCCAAAAGAUGGCUGUAAAGUCACGCUCAAACCAAAGAGUACUUAGGUGGAUCAAAGCUGUGUUCCCUUUUGACUUUCUUUGGUUCACUUACUGUGACUUUCUUGCAGAAUGACAAAAUUAAGUUGACCUCCCUGUCAACUUACCGCGACUGUGAUGUAAAAUUACCAGACUGAAAGUGGUCAUGGUAAGUUAUCAGGGACAUUCUGCCAGUUACUCACAUUGAAUAAAUGUUCCGUCGGUGUUUAGAAAAGUCCGAGUGGGAACGCACGGUAGACUUACGCAAAGGAAUGUUGCAGUAAGUUUCUGGGCAAGAUUACCAUAUGCGAAGUUCACUAAUUUUCCUCUGUAUUGACUAUUACAAGCCCCCAGAUUGCAAUUUCAUGUCAUCAAAGUCAAUUUGAGCAGUGAGAAAAUACAAGCAUUUUCUUAGAAAACACUUAGAAUUUUUCAGUCCAAUCUCAUAGGGUUUGUACACAGGGUGUUGAGUGAACUUCGUAUAUGGAAAUCUUUCCAGUUUCUGCAUGGCCGUGGAAAAGAAAAGUCCAAUGGAACAUGGCUAUAGGUGGAGGGGCGUGGUUCUGGGACAAAAAGGGGAGGGGGGCAUAGACAACAGAUAGCAUCUGGAAUUACCAUGAGAUCAUAUAUACUCAAGAGAAAUGUGGUGGAAAUGAAUUUAGGCAGAGCUGGAUUUAGGGGCGUGGCUAAAUAGAAUGCGCAAUUUUUGUUCAAAGCCUGCACUUGAAAUUCAAAAUCCAAGUUUAAUACUUUAUUCAAGCACAAAUGUAAAGUGCUUGAUGUUAUCAGAAUGCAAAAAUGAAAUAAACACAUUUUUUUUUCACAACAAAACUUAUACAUUUAUUCUAAACAUAAAACCACAAAUUCCAAAAAAUUCCUGAAAGUAUAACUGAUUGUAUGAUAGUUUUAAAAUACCGCUAUUUUUAAACAAUAGUGUGUUGUAUUUUUAUUACAGUACUUGAAAUUACCAUAUUUCUACUUUUCUAAUGUACUGAUAUAUUUGUUUUUUGUAUCAACUAUUUCGCUUAAUUUUGUACAAAGUGUGUAUUCAAAAUCUGAGUUUAUUAUUAUCAGGCAUGCAACUUCUCCUCGAAUCAGCUUAUUUCCUCUUUUUUUACUUCCCAUGUGUCCCAUUGAAAAUAGAAAAACACUGUACAAAGUCCGGGACAAAUUUGGAUUUCCUCUUUUUUUCUGAUUUCCCAGUUGAAUGCCUGUAUUAUGCUACAUGUAUGUUAUUCAGGCAAAAAUGUAAAGUACUUUUUACAGGAAUGCAACUUUUUUUUUAAAUAUUCACAUUUAUGCACUAAAGAAUAUAUAUUCCAAACAUUGUAAAAAAAAAAAUACAGAUACUAAAACAUUGUGAUCGUUUAAGUAAUUGUAAAUGACUUAUGUGCUUAUAAAAAUAGGAUUGCAUAAAAUGAAUUCCAGACUUGAA
Molecule: messenger RNA, 3188 nt
Organism: Patiria miniata (bat star)
Lineage: Eukaryota; Metazoa; Echinodermata; Asteroidea; Valvatida; Asterinidae
Product: cholesterol 24-hydroxylase-like
Exons: 13
Coding region: 314-1783 (489 amino acids)
Biological process (GO): cholesterol catabolic process
Molecular function (GO): iron ion binding; cholesterol 24-hydroxylase activity; heme binding
Source: RefSeq, a predicted model, not a curated record